CUUCGCCGCCGCCCACGUGCUCGCCUUCGCGCCCGGCCCCGCCUGGCCCCGGCCUCCGCCUCCGCCUCCGCCUCCGCCUCCGCCUCGGCCUCGGCCCGCAGAGCUCGCCCCCACCCCACCCGCAAUGUCCGAGUCCAAGAACGGCCUCCCCUGCCCCCCCGAGUAUGCUUCGUUUUUCGCCGUCAUGGGCGCCUCAGCCGCCAUGGUCUUCAGCUCGCCUCGCGCUGCCUACGGCACGGUCGAGAGCGGUGCCGGCAUCGCGGCUAUGUCUGUCAUGCGGCCAGAGCUGAUCAUAAAGUCCAUCAUCCCGGCGGUCAUGGCUGGCAUCAUCGCCAUCUAUGGCCUGGUGGUGACAGUCCUCAUCGCCAACUCCCCGAAUGACGGCAUCAGCCUCUACAGGAGCUGCCUCCAGCUAGGCGCCGGCCGGAGCGUGGGCCUGAGCGGCCUGGCAGCCGGCUUUGCCAUCGACAUCGCGGGGGACGCCGGUGUGCGAGCCACGGCCCAGCAGCCGCGACUAUUCAUGGCCAUGAUCCUGACCCUCAUCUUCCCCGAGGUGCUCGGCCUCUACGGUCCCGUCGUCGCCCUCAUCCUCUCCACAGAGUGGCCCCUCUCCGAGCCCACCAGCCACAGAAUAUGAUGUAAAAACCACCCCUCCUCAUUCCAGAACGAAGAGCCUGACACACACGCACGGGGCCGCGGCCCCCAGUAGUUGAUCUUGUACAUGCGCAGCGUCCUAGCGCCCGUUGUCUGUUGCCCUGGCCUUGCCCCCACCCCCGCCCCCGCCGCCCCGUGCCGUGGACAUCUGGGUCCACUCAUCGCCCCUCCAGGCCCCCGGCGCCCCACCCCCUAGAGUGCUCUGUGUAUGCGGAUGACUUAGAGUUGUCAUUUCUCUUCACUGGAUGUUUAUUUAUACAGAUCUGGCCUGUUCCCGCGUCUUCGGAGAGGCCCUGGUCUCCCAGCUAUCUAUAACCUUAGCUAGAGUGUGGCCUUGUGGGUUCCUGUUGCUGAGACUUCCUGGAUGGAGCUGCCCUCGCCACUGGGCCCUUGGCCCUGCACGGAGCUCUGUCCAAUAAAGUUCUCGGAUUUGGGGGAAAAAAAAGAAAUAACCAUUAA
Messenger RNA from Nomascus leucogenys (northern white-cheeked gibbon), 1113 nucleotides. RefSeq names its product V-type proton ATPase 16 kDa proteolipid subunit-like. Gene Ontology annotation, cellular component: proton-transporting V-type ATPase, V0 domain. Lineage: Eukaryota; Metazoa; Chordata; Mammalia; Primates; Hylobatidae. The coding region runs from base 125 to 637 and encodes 170 amino acids. The transcript has a single exon. Gene Ontology annotation, molecular function: proton-transporting ATPase activity, rotational mechanism. Gene Ontology annotation, biological process: proton transmembrane transport. The record is from RefSeq and is a predicted model, not a curated record.